Hyaena hyaena (striped hyena) is the source of this 643-nucleotide messenger RNA. RefSeq names its product diacylglycerol kinase iota-like. NCBI's taxonomy places the organism in Eukaryota, Metazoa, Chordata, Mammalia, Carnivora, Hyaenidae. The record is from RefSeq and is a predicted model, not a curated record. Gene Ontology annotation, molecular function: protein binding. The transcript has 8 exons. Bases 18 to 611 code for a protein of 197 amino acids.
CGGGGACGCCUCCUGGAAUGCCUGACCUGGUGGUGGAGCAAGCCUCAGGAAUGGCAGACUGGUGGAACCCCGCCCUACGGAAACGCAUGCUGAGCGACAGCGGGCUGGGAAUGAUAACUCCACACUAUGAAGACUCAGAUUUGAGGGACCUGAGCCACUCCCGUGUGCUACAGUCACCAGUCUCUUCAGAGGAUCACGCAAUUUUGCAGGCAGUAAUAGCUGGUGAUCUUAUGAAGCUAAUAGAAAGCUAUAAAAAUGGAGGCAGUCUGCUAAUUCAGGGACCAGACCACUGUUCACUCCUUCACCAUGCAGCUAAAACCGGCAACGGGGAGAUUGUGAAAUAUAUCCUUGACCACGGUCCUUCCGAGUUAUUGGAUAUGGCAGACAGCGAAACGGGUGAGACCGCACUGCACAAGGCUGCCCGCCAGCGGAACCGGGCUGUGUGCCAGCUUCUGGUGGAUGCGGGAGCAUCUCUGAGAAAGACGGACUCCAAGGGUAAGACACCUCAAGAGAGAGCACAGCAAGCCGGAGACCCGGAUUUGGCUGCUUACCUAGAAAGCCGCCAGAACUAUAAGAUCAUUGGCCAUGAGGACCUGGAAACUGCUGUUUGACCCUGGUAGAUCACAAAGAGAACCUGAGCGAG